AUGAGGAUAGAAAAUAAUGGUGAUGGAAAUCAACAACGUGUCGAUGGUGAUGAUGAAAAAGAAAAUUCAAUAACGAUCGGGGCAAAAAGUUCUCCAAUUUCAAGAGUGAGCCAUUCUGGAAGAGAAAACUUGAGAUUGGACCAUGAUGAACUUGUACAUCAUUCUAAUUUGAUCAAUGAUUCAAAAGAAUGUACGAGCCUAGAUUUGAUUCCGAUCGAAGUUUUUCAACAUUCUUUUUUGCCAUUCGUGUCGGUUAGAGAUUUACUCUCAUUGCUAUCUUUGAACAAAUAUUAUCAGAAUAUUGUGGAUGCGAAUGAAUGUUGGAGAGAGAAGUUUUAUUUGUUGCUCCCAAAGUGCCAAUCUGCAUAUUUGGAAAAAUUGAAAUUGUUUGAGGUUGUUUGGAAAUCGUGUUUGUUUGGAAAAAUUAAAUUGACCAAAACUGCCUUACAAAAGGUUGCGUUUAAAGACAUUAGCUACAAGAAAUUACUAAGAAACGUAUUUGUGGAUGGAAAAUUAUAUGGAUUGAUGCUAUUUAAUACAGGAACACAUAAGAGAGUCUCAAAGCCUUAUUCAUACCUUCUACACAAUGAUAUCGAAUGUUUUAGCUCUGUAAAAUCUGUAGAGGCAGAAGACAAUCUAUUUUCACUCAAUGGUCAAGAUUUUUCAAUACUGAAAACCAAUAUUAAUCAUGCCAUUGAAACAAGAUUUCCUGGUGUUGAGUUUUUUACAGGUAAAUGUUCUGGGUUAGAUCAAAUCAAUGAUCCAGACAUUUCAAGAUAUUACUAUUUUGGUAUCUCUGUUGGAAUGUAUAUUAACUUGGUUCAGAUUUGGUACCCAUCUUGCGACUUGAUUACGAACGUUCUUGGACGUAAGCUACCCUAUAAAUCAUUCAAGAAACGACAAGAUUUUCAAGGAAAAGAAGGUAAAUGGGCGCUAUCAAAAAAUUAUUCCAAGAAUAUGCGAGGAAAGCUUGGUUGUAAUUUGGAUAUUACUGUUCAUGGAGUUUGGUCUGAUCUCACUGGUAGAGCUGGAUAUUUCACAUCUGAAAAUGCUAAUAAUAACAAAAUUGACAAGACUGAUUCUGAACUGUUGCAAAAGAAAUUACAGCGUUUGAACUAUGAGCAAUAUGACAAGACUUUUGAAGAACUUUCAGCAAAGACACUACAAGAGUAUUUGUGGAAUUGUGUAAUCUUGGACACAGGAGAAGAAUUUACCAUUCAAUUUUUUCAUGAUCACAAUUCGAACCAUAUUGACGGAUUUGUUACCAAUUACAACAAGGAACAACGUCCAUUGGAAUCAUUACGACCAAGUUGUGUGGACGGAAACAUUUUAGAUUGUUAUUUCUCGUUUAAUAUCAUUGACUGGAUUAAUGACAUUGCUAUUCACAAGUACUUGGUUCUUUGUGAAUGGGAAAAUAAUACCAUGCCAAAAAACGCACUUGUCAUCAGCACGAAGGGUAUUGUUGGCAAAGCCAAGUUUAUUUGUACAUUCAAUAAGCCAACCAAUGACGUAGAUCGGGUAUAG
This is a messenger RNA of Naegleria lovaniensis, 1524 nucleotides long. RefSeq lists its product as uncharacterized. Bases 1 to 1524 code for a protein of 507 amino acids. The record is from RefSeq and is a predicted model, not a curated record. The transcript is spliced from 3 exons. Gene Ontology annotation, molecular function: protein binding. Lineage: Eukaryota; Heterolobosea; Eutetramitea; Acrasida; Naegleriidae.